GGGCGGGGCCGGGAGGAUGCUGGAGGCGACGCAAGCGCCAUCGGACCCGCCCGGUGACUCCUCCCGGCCCACCCGAGCCAGGACGACGCUGCAGGCAGGAGCGCCCAGCGCCUGGAUAAAAAUGGUUUCCAGGAUGAUAUCCAUCACACUUUUUGGCCUCGGGUUCUGCCUGACAUGUGCGUGCCUGCCAGCUUCUGCAUAUAGUCCUCGGACCCCUGACCGGGUCUCAGAAACAGAUAUCCAGAGACUGCUUCAUGGCGUAAUGGAGCAGUUGGGCAUUGCCAGACCUCGAGUGGAGUAUCCAGCCCACCAGGCCUUGAAUGUUGUGGGCCCACAGAGCAUCGAAGGUGGAGCACAUGAAGGUCUGCAGCACUUGGGUCCUUUUGGAAACAUUCCAAACAUCGUGGCUGAAUUGACAGGUGACAACAUUCCUAAGGACUUCAGUGAAGAUCAGGGCUACCCAGAUCCUCCAAACCCAUGUCCAGUUGGAAAAACAGUAGAUGAUGGAUGUCUAGAAAACACCCCGGACACAGCAGAGUUUAGUCGAGAAUUCCAGUUGCACCAGCACCUUUUUGAUCCAGAACAUGACUAUCCAGGCUUGGGAAAGUGGAACAAGAAACUCCUUUAUGAGAAGAUGAAGGGAGGACAGAGGCGAAAGCGAAGGAGUGUCAAUCCAUAUUUACAAGGACAAAGACUGGACAACGUUGUGGCCAAGAAGUCGGUCCCCCAUUUUUCAGAGGAAGAGCAGGAAUCAGAGUAAAAUGAAGACACUGGUGGAAACCACGCGGUGAGGUGUCGGUGUUGCUCUGUGCAUGUGCCAUGACUCAAUCCCCUCUAAGUAGCAGCAUGUUCCUCAUUUAGACGAGUAUGGAUGAAAAGCAGCUGUAUUUUGAUACUGCGCUGUCUUCUCCCUGAUAGCUCUGCUUUCUGUUAAAUUAGGAUGAGCUUUUCUUUUCUCUUUUUUUAAUGUGGAGUUGCCAUAAUCAUUAAAAUUAAAGUGUGUAUGUCAACAGCUCUAAAAAGCAAAACAAUGAGUGAACUAUCUUCAGAUUCCUUGCAGUUUAAAUGGUGAUUUGCGUUUUACUGUUUUGGCCAAGUCUGUAAAAAAGUCAGCAUUUGAUUUUGAUUAUGCUAUUCAUCUAACCCUUGGGUGUUGUUACACACCAAUAAAGAAAGUUGUGCUCCAGAAGAGCAGACACAUUUCACUGGUUGCAUUUUAAUAAAUGUGAUUGAAAGCA
Suncus etruscus (white-toothed pygmy shrew) is the source of this 1238-nucleotide messenger RNA. It is a transcript of the gene SCG5, whose product is annotated as secretogranin V. Bases 17 to 760 code for a protein of 247 amino acids. Gene Ontology annotation, molecular function: enzyme regulator activity. NCBI's taxonomy places the organism in Eukaryota, Metazoa, Chordata, Mammalia, Eulipotyphla, Soricidae. The record is from RefSeq and is a predicted model, not a curated record. The transcript has 6 exons. Gene Ontology annotation, biological process: neuropeptide signaling pathway; regulation of hormone secretion. Gene Ontology annotation, cellular component: secretory granule.